AUGGCUCUGGACAGGAAGGAGCUGCUAUUGAACACGCUGAUGGAGCUGGGGGAGGAGGACUUCAUGAACUUUAAGUUGCUCACAGACCUGCCUAAAAGCGUACGUGAAAACCCCAGCCGGGCGUACAUUGCUGACGAGCUGAUAAAGAAUUACGGCAAGAACACUCUGGAUGAGACCGUCAAGAUUCUGGAGAAGAUCUGGAACAAAGAUUUGGCCCAGAACCUGCGCAGCGACAUGCUGAAAAUAAAAGGCGCAGACUUCUCCGUCCACGAUGACGUUCAGAUUGCCAGAUUGAAGAGGGAGCUCCAAGACAACCUGCGGCGUUCAUACAGGUUUGCUUCCGAGGGCAACACCGAGCGCUGGCAGCAGCAGCCCCUGGAGGACGUCUACACGCAGCUAGACGUCACCUGCGGGGCAGACGUCAGCCCAGACGGGCGGCAUGAGGUCCUCCAGAUGGAGACGUGUGCCGCGGCCAAGCAGUCCAUCCUGCCGUGCGACAUCUUCAAAAGCCCUGACGGGAACCGGCGACCGAUACGCACGAUGCUCACCGUGGGCUUCGCAGGAAUAGGAAAAACCUUCCUGAUUCAAAAGUUUUUGUCGGAUUGGGCCAGCGGUAAUACUAACCAGGACGUGGACUUCAUAUUUCCUUUCACCUUCCGCGAGUUAAACAUGGAGAAAGGGGAGAGCUUUACGUUGGCCGAGCUGAUCCAAACUUUUGUCUGCGGAAACAGGCACAUGAGCGAGAGACUGAACAAUAUAUUUGUCGACCUGCAAACUUCUGGGAAGCGGGAUUUUGAAAGCAGCCGAAUCAAGAUCUUGUUUAUCCUCGACGGACUGGACGAGUGCAACUUCAAAAUCGACUUGAAGAAAGUAAGGAAAGUGGACAUGGACGUGAGGGAAACCUACCCGCUGGAGGUAUUGCUGGCGUAUCUCAUCAAUGGGAACCUGCUUCCGUGCGCCAGGGUUUGGAUCACCACGCGGCCCGCGGCAGCCCGCGAUAUCCCCUCCGACCUCAUCGACAGCAGAACAGAGGUGAGAGGAUUUAGCGAUUCCCGGAGGCUGGAGUACUUCAGGAAAAGGUUCCCAAAUGAGGAGCGCGUCAUUGAGCACAUUCGAAAAUCUCGCACCAUCUUCAUCAUGUGCCACAUUCCCAUCUUCUGCUGGCUCACCGCCACAGUUCUUCAGGAUUAUUUGGACAAAGGGAAAAAGAGAGAGCUUCCCACAACGCUGACUGACAUGUACUCAGCGUUUAUAGGUCACCACCUGGAAAACGCCAAGGAGAGAAAUACAGCGGAGUACAUCCCUGACGUGAAAGCGCUCGCCAAGCUGGCCUUUGACCACACCAUGAAUAACUGUCAGAUCUUUUACGAGAAGGACCUGGCGGACAGCGGUUUUGAUUACGGCCAAGCUGCAAAACACUCCGGUUUAUUCACAGAGGUGUUUAAAGAGGUUCCUCCACUCAGGAGAAAAAAACAGAAGAUGUUUCAGUUUGUUCAUCUGACCAUACAGGAGUAUCUGGCAGCACUGUACGUGAUGAUGAGCCUCUUCCACGACAACAAGAACGUACUGGAUGAUUCAGGAUGGAAAAAAUUGUUCAAGCAGAAGACAAUCACUGAGGUCCACAAGUCAGCGCUCCAGAAAGCCUUGGAAAGUGAAGGAAACCUGGAUAUGUUUCUCCGCUUCCUCUUUGGCCUUUCCUUGCAGUGCAACCAGGAACUAGUGGGGGAACUCCUGAAGGCUCCUCAGAACAGCGGGCAAAGCAAGACAAAGACAGUCAAGUUGAUCAAGAAAAGGAUCAAACAGAACACUCCAGAGGAGAAUGUCAACUUGUUCUACUGCCUAAACGAGCUGAAGGACGACUCAUUGCUGAAGCAGAUCCAGCAGGAACUAGAUGCAGGACGUAUGUCCUUACAUAAAAUGUCAAAUGACAUGUUGUCGGCCUUGGCUUUCUUCUUACUUACGGACGACGAAACCAUGAAGUCCUUUAACCUGGGUGAAUACCUCCCAUUUCCUUUUGGGCUCGAGAAGCUGCUGUUGGUCGUCAAGGCUUCUCAAAAAUCAGUUCUUAGUGGAUGUUGGCUGAACAAAGGCAGCUGUCACCAGCUGGCUUCCGUUCUCAGUUCUCCAUCCAACCUGAGGCAUCUGGACCUGAGCUACAAUGACGAUCUGUCGGACGAGGGGGUGGAGAUCCUCUCAAAAGGACUGGCCAGUCCACACUGCAACUUAGAAUUCCUCAACCUGUCCUACUGUGAGAUCACCAGUAAAGGAUGUGUUUCAUUGGCUGAGGCUCUCAAGCUAAACCCCUCCCAUCUUCAAGAGCUGAACCUGAGCUUCAACGGCCUAUUGGACGAGGGGAUCGAGAUACUCUCAAAAGGACUGGCCAGCCCAAACUGCAUCUUAAAAGUCCUUAAGCUCUCAGGAUGCAAGAUAUCAAAGCAAGGAUGUGUCUCAUUGGCUGAGGCUCUCAAGUUAAACCCCUUCCGUCUUCGAGAGCUGUACUUACACGGUAACGAUCUGUCGGACGAGGGUGUUGAAAUCCUCUUGAAAGGACUGACCAGCCCACACUGCAUCUUAAAAGUCCUCAACCUUUCAGAGUGUAAGAUCACAAAGCGAGAAUGUGUUUCAUUGGCCGAGGCUCUCAAGUUAACCCCCUCCCAUCUUCAAGAGCUGAACCUGAGCUUCAAUGGCCUAUCGGACGAGGGGGUCGAGAUCCUCUCGAAAGGACUGGCCAGCCCACACUGCAUCUUAAAAGUCAUCGAGCUAAGAAAAUGCUUGAUCACAAAGCGAGGAUGUGUUUCAUUGGCUGAGGCUCUUAAGUUAAACCCCUCCCAUCAUCAAGAGCUGGACCUGAGCUACAACAAUCUGUCGGAUGAGGGGGUUGAGAUCCUCUCGAAAGGACUGGCCAGCCCACGCUGCAUCUUAAAAGUCCUCAAGCUGUCACAGUGCGAGAUUACGGCUAAAGGAUGCAUUCCUGUGGCUGAGGCUCUCAAGUUAAACCCGUCCCAUCUUCAAGAGUUGGACAUGAGGGACAACUCUCUGUCGGACGAAGGGGUUGAGAUCCUCUCGAAAGGACUGGCCAGCCCACACUGCAUCCUAAAAGUCCUCAACCUGUCAGAGUGUGAGAUCACUAGUAAAGGAUGUGUUUCAUUGGCUGAGGCUCUCAAGUUAAAUCCCUCCCAUCUUCAAGAGUUAUUUCUCAUCAACAAUCGAAUAGCGCAAGAAGAAAAGAGGGUCUUAUUGGAGAUCAAGGAGGAUCCCAGUUACAGCCUGAAGACUGUCCAGUAA
Molecule: messenger RNA, 3285 nt
Organism: Nerophis lumbriciformis (worm pipefish)
Lineage: Eukaryota; Metazoa; Chordata; Actinopteri; Syngnathiformes; Syngnathidae
Source: RefSeq, a predicted model, not a curated record